Molecule: messenger RNA, 6658 nt
Organism: Pseudophryne corroboree (corroboree frog)
Lineage: Eukaryota; Metazoa; Chordata; Amphibia; Anura; Myobatrachidae
Gene: KDM5A
Product: lysine demethylase 5A
Exons: 28
Coding region: 488-5572 (1694 amino acids)
Biological process (GO): regulation of DNA-templated transcription; chromatin remodeling
Cellular component (GO): nucleus; chromatin
Molecular function (GO): DNA binding; histone H3K4me/H3K4me2/H3K4me3 demethylase activity
Source: RefSeq, a predicted model, not a curated record
GGUUUGGGGUGUUUGACAGGGGGAGGCACCUUGGGGUGUCCCCUUUGGGGGUUUCCUGUUGCCAGGAGUGAUCGUGGAGUGUUGUUUUGUUUGGGUAGGGGGUCUUGAUGGUCAGUGGGGAUCUUGGGGUUUCUGACAGGAGGAGGGAUCUCCUACCACUUACCUCUCAGGACUUUGCAGGCUAGGGGUGUUGGAGUGACAGAAGUCAUUUGGUGGUGCCCUAUUUAUAGGAGGGACAAGGGGUGGGGUGGGGUAGUUAGAUGUCGUACAGUAUGGGGUCACCCCAUUAACAAGAGUUAUGUAAUAUUGUCCCUUUUUGGGAGACACCCGGGGAUGUCCUGUCGCUAGGCCAGCUGGGCUGUUCCUGCGGGGGAAGAACGGUGUCCCUGAGGCCGGGUGACAGAGAUGUUUGGAGAGCAAAGAGGAGACGCUGUGUGAUAGAGCGCGGGCCUCUGUGUGCCAUCACCUCUCCAUCUAAUCCUUUUAUAUGUUACCCAAUGCUGAGGCGUUAACGCCGCCCCCUGCAAUGGCUCAUUACAACGAGUUCCUGCCCCCUCCGGAGUGCCCGGUGUUUGAGCCCAGCUGGGAGGAAUUCUCGGACCCUCUGAGCUUCAUCGGACGCAUCAGGCCCAUUGCAGAGAGGACUGGAAUAUGCAAAAUAAGGCCUCCCAAGGACUGGCAGCCCCCUUUCACCUGCGACGUGAAGAGCUUCAGCUUUACCCCUCGGGUGCAGCGUCUCAAUGAGCUGGAGGCUAUGACCCGCGUUAAGCUCGACUUUUUGGAUCAGCUGGCAAAGUUCUGGGAGUUGCAAGGGUCUACGCUUCGGAUACCAGUGGUCGAUCGCAAACUCUUGGAUGUGUACGCCCUGAGCAAGGUGGUUUCCAGUGAAGGAGGCUUCGAGGCUGUCCGUAAGGAGAAGAAAUGGUCGAAGGUGGGCAGCCGCCUGGGGUACAUGCCAGGGAAGGGCACGGGGUCACUCUUGAAGACGCACUAUGAGCGUAUCCUGUACCCCUACGAGCUGUUCCAGUCUGGGAUUAGCCUCAUGGGCAUCCAGAAACCUAGCUUGAGAGCUGAGGAGAAAGUAGAAGUGACGGAACCUUGUGAGGACUCCAGAGAUUCUACAAAGAGUGAGAAAACCAGUGUUCCCAUGAAGAGGUCCCGGCGUAUCAAGUCCGAGCCGGAGCCGGUGGAGGUCAGUAAACCCGCAGAGGUGAAGAAGCUGCACGUUUUCGGAGGAGCUCCAAAGAUAAUUGGCAUUGGCGACAGUGUUAAAGACCGAGCCGAUGAAAUGUUCAAGAAGCGGAAGAGCUCUAAGCUGGAGGCCAUCGGGAUACAGAUGAGACAGCGGAAAGGAGCCUUGUCUGUUAACUUUGUUGACCUGUACAUCUGCCUGUUCUGUGGGCGCGGAGACUGUGAGGAGAAGCUGUUGCUGUGUGACGGCUGCGAUGACAGUUACCACACCUUCUGCCUGAUCCCACCUCUCCCAGAGGUGCCUAAGGGGGACUGGCGGUGCCCGAAAUGCAUUGCAGAGGAGUGCAGCAAGCCGCGGGAGGCGUUUGGAUUUGAGCAGGCCGUGAGGAAAUACUCCCUGCAAAGCUUUGGAGAGAUGGCGGAUAACUUUAAGUCUGAUUACUUCAAUAUGCCCGUGCACAUGGUGCCCACUGAGCUGGUGGAAAAAGAGUUCUGGCGGCUGGUGAGCUCCAUUGAAGAGGACGUGAUUGUGGAGUAUGGGGCGGACAUCUCCUCCAGAGACUUCGGAAGCGGUUUCCCGGUGCUCGAUGGCCGGAGGAAGCUGACGCCAGAUGAAGAGGAUUACGCUCAUUGUGGCUGGAACCUCAAUAACAUGCCUGUUCUAGAGCAGUCUGUUCUCUCUCACAUCAACGUGGACAUCUCUGGCAUGAAGGUGCCCUGGCUGUACGUGGGCAUGUGCUUCUCCUCCUUCUGCUGGCACAUAGAGGACCACUGGAGCUACUCCAUCAACUACCUGCAUUGGGGGGAACCUAAGACGUGGUACGGGGUCCCGUCUCAUGCAGCUGAGCAGCUGGAGGACGUCAUGAGAGAACUAGCUCCGGAACUGUUUGAGUCUCAGCCUGACCUCUUACACCAGUUGGUGACCAUCAUGAACCCCAAUGUGCUGAUGGACCAUAGUGUGCCGGUUUACAGGACCAACCAGUGCGCCGGGGAGUUCGUAGUCACCUUCCCUCGGGCGUACCACUCUGGCUUCAACCAAGGAUACAACUUUGCGGAGGCUGUAAACUUUUGCACUGCUGACUGGCUUCCUAUGGGACGCCAGUGUGUGAAUCACUACCGUCGGCUGAGGCGGCACUGCGUGUUCUCCCACGAGGAGCUGAUCUUCAAGAUGGCGGCUGACCCCGAGUGUCUGGAUGUUGGCUUGGCAGCCGCUGUGUGCAAGGAGAUGAUGGUAAUGAUAGAGGAGGAGACCAGGCUGCGGGAUUCCGUCAUCCAGCUGGGUGUGGAGCAGACAGAAGAGGAGGUCUUCGAGCUUGUCCCGGACGACGAGAGACAGUGUUCCUCUUGCAGAACCACCUGCUUCCUGUCGGCUCUGACCUGCAACUGCAGCUCCGACAGGCUGGUGUGUCUGCAUCACCCAUCGGAGCUGUGUACAUGCCCUAUGCAGAGCAAGUGUCUCAGGAUCCGAUAUUCACUUGAAGAUUUCCCAACCCUGCUGUAUGGAGUGAAGUUGCGAGCGCAGUCGUAUGAUACGUGGGUCAGUCGGGUUACAGAAGCGAUGACUGCCAGCCUCAAUCACAAAAAAGAUAUCAUUGAGCUGAAGGUAAUGAUGGAAGAUGCGGAGGACAGGAAGUUCCCUGAGAACGAAUUGUACCGGCGACUCAGGGACGCGGUGAAAGAGGCCGAGACGUGCGCUUCUGUCGCUCAGCUGCUACUCACCAAAAAGCAGAAGCACAACAAACUGAUCCAAGAUCCCGGGAAGACUCGUACCAAGCUCACUAUGGAGGAGCUGAAAGCCUUCGUGCAGCAGCUGUUCAGCCUCCCGUGCAUCAUCACACAGGCCCGGCAGGUCAAGAACCUGCUGGAUGACGUGGAGGAGUUCCAUGAGCGCGCCCAGGAGGCCAUGUCCGAUGAGGUUCCAGACUCCAGCAAGCUGCAGUCUCUCAUCGAUCUGGGGUCCAACUUGUAUGUGGAGCUCCCGGAGCUGCCGCGCCUGAGGCAAGAGCUGCUGCAGGCGCGCUGGCUGGAUGAAGUGCGCCAGACUCUUUCUGACCCGCACAAGGUCACCUUGGACGUGAUGAAGAAACUGAUCGAUUCCGGGGUGGGUCUGGCCCCACACCAUGCCGUGGAGAAAGCAAUGGCCGAACUCCAGGAGCUGCUGACCGUGUCGGAGAGGUGGGAGGAGAAAGCCAAGGCCUGCCUUCUGGUCAGGCCGCAGCACAGUGUAUCCGGCCUGGAAAGCAUCCUCGCAGAGGCGAAGAACAUCCAGGCUUAUCUGCCCAAUGUCCUAGCACUGAAGGAGGCUCUGCAAAGAGCAAAGGACUGGACUUCAAAAGUUGAAGCAAUUCAGAGUGGCAGUCAUUAUGCUUACCUGGAAUACCUGGAGAGCUUGCUAAGCAAGGGCCGGCCCAUUCCUGUACGUCUAGACGCCCUCCCGCAGCUGGAGUCUCAAGUGGCAGCUGCUCGAUCCUGGCGAGAGCGCACAGCUAGGACUUUCCUGAAAAAGAACUCCAGCUAUACUUUACUGCAGGUGCUGAGCCCGCGUAGUGAUAUCGGCAUUUACGGAAGCGGACGGAGUAAGCGGAGGAAAGUGAAAGAGCUGAUGGAGGAGAAGGACUUGGAUCUGGAUUCCAUGAGUGAACUAGAAGAGCCUCUGGAGGAGCCGCGGGACACUGCCUCUGUGGUUGCCGUAUUUAAGGAACUGGAGCACAAAGAGGUGGAUUCCAUGCGUUCCUUGCGAGCCUCUAACCUGGCCAAGAUGACAAUGGUGGAUCGCAUCGAGGAAGUGCGGUUCUGCAUCUGCCGCAAAGCCGCCAGCGGCUUCAUGUUACAAUGCGAACUGUGCAAGGACUGGUUCCACAGCACCUGCGUCCCCCUCCCCAAAACCAGCUCGCAGAAAAAAGGCAGCAGCUGGCAGUCAAAGGACGUGAAGUUCCUGUGCACGCAGUGCAUGCGUUCCCGCAGGCCAAGACUGGAGACUAUCCUCUCGCUGCUCGUGUCGCUGCAGAAGCUGCCGGUGCGGCUGCCGGAGGGGGAAGCGCUGCAGUGUCUGACGGAACGCGCCAUGAGUUGGCAGGACCGAGCUCGGCAAGCGCUGGCCACGGAGGAACUGUCUUGUGCGCUGGCCAAGCUUUCGGUGCUGAGUCAGCGGAUGGUGGAGCAGGCGGCCAGGGAGAAGACGGAGAAAAUCAUCAGCGCGGAACUGCAGAAAGCCGCCGCUAACCCGGACCUACAGGGUCACCUGCCCACCUUCCAGCAGGGCUCCUUCAACCGCGGGAUGUCCAGUGUAGCGUCUUCUCCGCAGCCCCCCUUGGACUACGAUGACGAGGAGACGGACUCGGACGAGGACAUCAGGGAGACCUACGGUUAUGAUGUGAAGGACACUGGCAGCGUCAAGUCCUGCAGCAGCCUGGAGCCCAACCUGUUCUGCGACGAGGAGAUACCCAUUAAGUCGGAGGAAGUCGUCAGCCACAUGUGGGCGGCCCCCUCCUUCUGUUCUGAACAUGCCUACUCCUCCGCCUCCAAGAGCUGUGUGCAAGCUACAGGGACCCCUCGGAAACAGCCGCGGAAGACCCCUCUGGUGCCUCGAAGUCUGGAGCCCCCUGUCCUAGAGUUGUCUCCUGGAGCCAAAUGUCACCUGGAAGAACUCAUGAUGUUGGGGGACCUGCUGGAGGUGUCGCUGGAUGAGACGCAACACAUCUGGCGCAUUUUGCAGGCCACACAUCCGCCUUCGGAGGAGAGGUUCCUGCACGUCAUGGAGGACGACAGCCUGGAUGAGAAGCCGCUGAAACUGAAGAGCAGAGAUUCCUCCGAGAAGAAGCGCAAGAGGAAACUGGAGCGAGCUGAGCAUCUCUUUGAGGGCAAGCAGAGGUCCAAGGAUCUGAAGAAGCUGGAUAAGACCAAAAAGAAGAAGCUGAAGCUGGGACAUGACAAGGCCAAGGAGCUGAGCAAGCUGGCCAAGAGACUGGCCAAAGAGGAGGAGCGCAAGAGGAAGAAGGAGAAAGCCGCCGUGGUGAAAGCGGAAAUGAGCAAAGAGAUCAUCGAGAGGAAAAGAGAGAAGAAGAUUUUGGACAUCCCCUCAAAGUAUGACUGGUCUGGGGCAGAAGACUCGGACGACGAGAACGCCAUCUGUGCUGCGCUGAACUGCCAGCGCCCGUGCAAGGACAAGGUGGACUGGGUGCAGUGCGACGGAGGCUGCGACGAGUGGUUUCAUCAGGUCUGCGUUGGCGUCUCCUCAGAAAUGGCGGAGAAUGAGGACUACAUCUGUACGAACUGUACCCGAAAGAAAGUCCAGGGACCUUGCCCCCCCUGCCCACCCAAUUUGACUUUCACGCCUGGCUUCCCCAUGGCCACCAUUGAGGUGAAACAGGAGGUCAGCUAGCAUAAAGGAUUCCCGCUGUUUGAGCUAGCUGUUCCUAUACUUCUCUUCCUCCAAUCUACCACCCUCGGCCCAGUUCUCUGGAGCGGAGGCACCUGUGUUCGGUAGCCACUCAGCUCUGUGCGUUUUUUUCCAGCAUGGGAAAUCUCGGCCACAGAUAGUUUGGAAAUCCCCCAAACCACCAAGUGCACAGAAGGUUCCGGACGUUGCUAGCAAAAUGGAGAGAGAAAAAAAUCUGUUCUAUUAACAAGCCAACGAGAUUCAUGGUCUCCCUCCCGCCAACCAAACUCCCAGAGCUGGGAGAUGUCCUUUUACAAUGGAAGCCCCUAUCCCAGAAUGCUGCAGGGCACAACGCACAGGUCCCUCGUACAGGAGGAUUGUUCAUCCGCUCACUCAGGUUUUAGUUGGAGUUGUAAUAUUUGUGUUUUGCUGAUGUUUAGAGUACACCCAUCGUGUGGAUGACUUCUCUGCGUCUUUCCUAAGGAAUUCUCCGGAAACCUGAUUGCCUGCGUGGGCCGUGUGCUUACUGUGUGCGUCAGAAAUCUGAUGGAUUUACAUCACAGAGGAGGGAGUUGAGUCCACGUAGAUGGUGAAUAAACGUUGAGCAGUUAUACGGCGCGGACACUUGCCGCCAGGAGUGCAGGGUGCCUGGCGUCGCUUGGCGCAGGGUUGAGGUUUACAAUUGGCCUUUGUGGGAUCUUAGUAUGAGGAAAUCUGGGGGGAAGAACUUUCAUUUUCACUUCUUCCUGUGACUACGGACUGUUGUAUAAAUAGUUUUCUCCCCCCCGUUCUCCGGACUGGCUGUUUGUUGACCAGGGCUCAUUAAGCUUUUAAAAAGAAAAAAAAAUACUGUAAUUUGUUUAUUUUGUAUCUAUUUAUCUAUUUUAGGCUAAAAAAAAAAAAGGCGGGGCAGGCGGCUGGGCGCUGCGGAAAGGUAGACCGUUUUCUUUGUCAAGGGCCGAUGUGGAUUGUGUCUUCUCCCGAUUGUCCUCACAAAGAAAAAAAGAAAAUGUUUUCAAUAUUUUUGUUAUUGGGGAUAGAAGACAGUAGUAGUUAUUUGGAAAAUAAAAAUGCAUUUAUUAGAGCCUA